UCAGAGAUGUCCCUUUGGGGACUGGAAAACUGGCUCAUGGGCCUGGCCCCAUCCUUCUCAGCCUUAUGCUCAAUGAGUAGCCUCCACGCUAGGAGACUUGAGCUCAGUAGCUGUUACUUCCUCUGAGAUAAAAGCCUUUACUUAGAACCUCAGUCUCCACCCCCCCAUCUCCCGGAAGACAGGAGGCAAUCCCACUUCACUCUAUAAUCACUUUUCUGCUACUCAACCCAGGCCCUGCAUGGCACUCCUCAAAGCUUGGCCCAAGUCUUCCCUGAACCUGCUGGUGUUUGCUGUCAUGCUCUCAGGGGCUCCAGGGAUUACAUGGAUAGAACCCCCAGAUCUAGUGAUCACUCCUGGGGGGAACCUGUCAGUGAACUGCAGCACAGAUUGUGACCAGCCACAGUUCAUUGGCCUGGAGACCCAACUUGUCAAGACACAAGUAGACAACGGGACCAGAUGGAAAGUAUUCCUACUAAAAAAUAUAACCCAGGAUACCCUGCUCCACUGCUUUGCCAACUGCUUUGGGGAUGCUCAGAUGAUCUACAGUACCACUGUCACUGUGAUUCAGCCACCAGAACCUGUAACUCUUGAGUCCCUGCCUCAAUGGAUUCCUGUGGGCCAGAAUUUCAGCCUUCGAUGCCAAGUCUGGAGUGGGAAACCCAGGAAAAACCUGACAAUGGCACUGCUUCGGGGACCUCAGGAGCUGAGCAGGCAGGCAGUCUCUGAACAAGACCCAGGAAAGGCAGCUGAGGUCACAUUCACAGUCACAGCCAGUCGAGAGGACCACGGGGUCAAUUUCUCCUGUAGAGCAGGCCUGGACCUCCGAGCACAAGGGCUAGGACUCUAUCAGAAGAGCUCAGCCCCCAUGGAGCUCCACACCUUUGCACUGGGUGCCCCUCGACUCUUAGCCCCCAAGCUUCUGGAGGUCGGGAAGAAGGAGACUUUGAGAUGUGACAUUGACAAGCUCUUCCCUGUGGAGAAUGCCCAAAUCCAUCUGUCCCUGGGAGGUAGAAACUUGAAUACUACAGUUAUCCGGGACCAGGACAUGCUCAGGGCCACGGCCAUAGUAGUCAUUGCAGAGGGAGAGAAAGAGGGCCAGUGGGAGCUGACUUGCAAUGUGACCCUGGCGGAUCAGAACCGGCAAGUCCAGGAAAAUCUGACUGUCUACAAAUCCCCCCGGGACCCUGUGCCCAUCGUCAUGGGGGUGCUGCUGGCCCUGGGCCUCGCGGCCAUGGCGGGGGCGAUCGCAACCCUGUGCCUCUGGCAGAAUCUGCGGAAAAGCAGUUACCAACCCCAGACGCUGCCUCUGCAGGAUCGGACGCCAAUGGAGGGACCGGAGAUGGGCCCUUAAAGGCCCGAGCCCGGAAGCCUCGGCCUAGGUCAAUAAAAGCUACUACUGAGACAAC
This is a messenger RNA of Vombatus ursinus (common wombat), 1406 nucleotides long. Its product is annotated as intercellular adhesion molecule 1-like. The record is from RefSeq and is a predicted model, not a curated record. The transcript is spliced from 5 exons. Gene Ontology annotation, biological process: cell-cell adhesion. The coding region runs from base 239 to 1351 and encodes 370 amino acids. NCBI's taxonomy places the organism in Eukaryota, Metazoa, Chordata, Mammalia, Diprotodontia, Vombatidae. Gene Ontology annotation, cellular component: membrane. Gene Ontology annotation, molecular function: integrin binding.